Messenger RNA from Pseudomyrmex gracilis, 1566 nucleotides. RefSeq lists its product as uncharacterized. The transcript is spliced from 2 exons. Bases 1 to 1566 code for a protein of 521 amino acids. Gene Ontology annotation, molecular function: DNA binding. NCBI's taxonomy places the organism in Eukaryota, Metazoa, Arthropoda, Insecta, Hymenoptera, Formicidae. The record is from RefSeq and is a predicted model, not a curated record. Gene Ontology annotation, cellular component: nucleus.
AUGGACAAGAAACAAGACAUCGAAAAUAGAAAAAAAUGUUCCUGGGACCCAGAGACUUUAAAAAUUGCUCUCAACAAAAUUAUGAGCAACAAAAUUAGUCUAAGAGGAGCGUCUCAGAGAUAUGGAAUUCCAAAAAGCACUUUAUUUGAUANAGUAAAGUCUUUAAAACGAGGACAAGAAGUCACACUACAACCUAAACUAGGCCGAUUUACUAAAACUUUUACUUCAGAAUAUGAAGAUCUAUUGGUGCAUCACGUAAAAGACUUAGCUAAGCGUUGUUUGCCAUUAACAAAAAAAGAAUUUUUAAAGUUAGCGUAUGAUUUGGCAGCACAAUUAAAGCUUCCCCAUCGAUUUAACAUGGUAAAAGGAACAGCUGGAAAACAUUUCUAUUAUGAUUUUUUAGCUCGACAUUCUGACAUAUCUUUAAGAAAGGCUGAAUCCACAAGUUUGAUGCGAGCUGUAGGCUUUAAUAUGCCACAAGUGCAGCAAUUUUUCACCAAUCUUGAAGAGCUUAUGGAAGCAUACAAUUUCUCUCCUUCUAAUAUCUACAAUUGCGAUGAAACUGGGAUCAGUUGUGUUCAUAAACAUCAGAAAGUUUUGUCUACAAAAUCAACACGUCAAGUAGGGAAGCUUACCUCAGCCGAGAGAGGUAAAAAUAUAACUAUUUUAUUUUGUAUGAGUGCUAAUGGACACUUCAUACCACCAUUCUUCGUUUUUCCACGACAAAAAAUGAACGACCGGCUAAUGUUAAAUGCUCCUGUAAAUAGUAAAGGUGUUGCUCAACCAAAGGGUUGGAUGAACAGUGACUUUUUCUUCCAGUGGUUGCAACAUUUUAAAAAGUUUGUCCGUCCGUCGCAAGAAUCUCCUGUGCUCCUUAUUCUUGAUGGACACAGCAGCCACAAAACAUUGGAUGUCAUAAAUUUUUCCAUAAAUAACAAUAUUCAUUUAAUCAGUCUACCACCGCAUACAACUCACAAAUUGCAANCACUAGACAGAACAUUCAUGAAGCCGUUUAAAAAUGCUUUUCAUGAGCGAUGUGAUGUCUGGAUGAGAUCAAACGCAGGAGCACGCAUCACAGACUACGAUAUCACAGGUCUUGUUUGUGACGCUUUUGUUAAAGUUGCCCGAUUGGAUAUAGCUGUGUCCGGAUUUAAAUGCACAGGGAUUUAUCCUUUAGAUAAAAACAUUUUUACAGAUCUUGAUUAUUUACCCUCUCAGAUGACGGACAUUCCAUCAAAAGAAAUUGAAAAAAAUUUCACCGAUUCAACGAUCCAGAGUUCUUUAGCACUUCAUGAUGCAAGAACUGAUGUUGCGAUUACAUCAUUGCAGCAAAUCCUGCAACAAAUUGUUGCAACGCAACAGCAGUUGCAACAACAACUGUUGCAACUGCAACAGCAGCAGCAAUUACUGGAACAACAGCAGCCUCAACAACAGCAGCAUCAACAACUGCAGCACCAACAACAGCACCAGCAGCCUCAACAACAGCAGCAGCAGCACCAACAGCAGCAGCAGCAAAACAAUCUGACGAGUUAUUUUUUUAAUAUAACUAUUAGUAACAGAAUAUAA